Messenger RNA from Desarmillaria tabescens, 1456 nucleotides. RefSeq names its product glycoside hydrolase family 76 protein. Gene Ontology annotation, biological process: carbohydrate metabolic process. The record is from RefSeq and is a predicted model, not a curated record. The transcript is spliced from 7 exons. The coding region runs from base 320 to 1366 and encodes 348 amino acids. Lineage: Eukaryota; Fungi; Basidiomycota; Agaricomycetes; Agaricales; Physalacriaceae.
UCCUCUGAGUAAUCCCCUAGAGCUAACAUAGCUCUCUUAUCCAGAUUACACCAUUGCUUGACGACCAAACAUGCUACAAAUUUCGUAUCUUCAGUUUUGAUACUCCCGAAUACGAAUCACUGAUGGGAGUGUGCACCACGCGUACGCGUCUCCAACCACCAUUUCAAGAUCAACCACAUGCACAUCGAACGCGAAACACUUCAAUUCUACCAGAUACCCACGCAUAUCAACUCGGCUCGUAAAUUCAUCUCGUGACUAUAAAGACGCUCACGAAACGGUUUCAUUUUUCCACACCCUUCCUUUCCCACCUGCAUCCUCGAUGAAAGCCAUUCUUUCCACGACACUCCUUCUCUCGGGACCUGCUUUGGUCCAUGGCCUAUGCCAGAAAUAUGUUGACGCCGCCACAACGGCUGCUGCAAAUCUACAGUCUGGGUACUUUUCGGGGGGAACAUAUCCUUCCCAACCCGUCUGGAUCAGUGCAGUAGACGCCUGGCAUCUUCAGCGACUCGAUGGGUUGACCGGAGCGUCCACUUAUUCCGGUGUCAUCAAUACCGUCUUUACUAAUUACGAGAACGAACUUCAAAAUGGAGGUUCAUACGACGAUGUUCAAUGGGUCUCGAUCGCGUACCUUUCGGCCGGGAACGUAGACAUGGCGAAGAAAUAUUAUGAUAUUGCCAGUACGGCGGUUGAUAGUUCCUACUGUGGCGGUGGAUUGUUUUGGAGCUCGGCAAGGGAUUACAAAAAUGCGAUCACAAACGAGCUUUAUUUGGCCACUUCCGGUUACCUCUAUGAUGUAACUCAAGAUACCCAAUAUUUGACGAGUCUCAAGAACACAUGGGAAUGGUUCAAUGCUUCCGCCAUGCGAGGCAGUAACGGACUAUACAAUGAUGGCCUCUCGAAAGACGGUCUUUGUGCCAAUAAUGGCCAGACCCAAUGGACCUAUAACCAAGGCGUCGUUCUUGUCGGUUUAGGUUUCUUAUAUAAAUAUACCCACGACGAAAGUGCCAUAAGCACAGCCUGGUCCAUCAUGGACGCGAUCCUCGCUGAUCUUGUCGACAACGGUGCCCUACGUGAUUCCUGCGACAGCACCACCUCAACCACUUGCAACAAUGACCAGGUCUCUUUCAAGGGGAUUUUGGUCGAGUACAUGGCAUGGUUCCUCAGCAUCACUGGUCGCGAUAACGGCACCAAGUACUCGGAUUUCAUCAAGCUCCAGGCCGAUAAAGUGUUGCAGAACGCAGUUGGGACGGCGGGCUGGUACAGCAACCUCUGGUAUGGUGCCAACGCUGACGGGGCGGUUUGGACGGCACCCUCACAGGGUGCUGCACUUGGCGCGUUUGUUGCUGCUGGAGCUCAGAGUUGCUAAGGCUACUAUACCUGUAAUGGACUAAAUCAUCGGCCAUAAUAAUGGACUGAUUCUGAAUUAUCAAAAGCACAGAAAGACCAGUUUAUUGAG